AUGUCCAUGGCACCAUCUGCUACUGGUAUGGCGCCAAUGGCUACUUCCUCAGGCGAGAUGGAUAUGGCCGGCAUGAUGGGCGGAUGUAAGAUUAGUAUGCUGUGGAACUGGAAUGUAAUCGACACAUGCUUCAUCGCAGAAUCCUGGCACGUACGCUCAAAAGCCAUGUUCGCCGGCUCCUGCAUUGGAGUAAUCCUACUCGUCAUCGUCCUCGAAUUUCUCCGGCGCGCGGCCAAAGAAUACGAUCGCUACAUCGUUCUGCAACACUCCAAGACACUUGCUUCCUCGGCGAUCGGCUCCUUUUCCUCCUCCUCAUCGAACGCGAACGACAGCACGACUAAGCAUCCUGCUGCUACAACAUCACCAGCUGCUUGUGGCGCCAUGGCUGCGACGACGAGCAAGUUCCGACCAAGCAUUCUACAACAGGCGAUUAGGGCGGCGUUGCACAUGGCCGCAUUUGCUGUGGCUUAUUUCGUCAUGUUGUUGGCGAUGUAUUACAACGGGUACUUUAUCAUCUGCAUCUUCAUCGGUGCGUAUUUGGGAUACUUCAUCUUCGGGUGGGAGAGCUUCAACGUAAGCAGCGGGGGCGAGGAUCGUAUGCAGGAAAACGCCACAGUUUGCUGUGGGUAG
Messenger RNA from Alternaria rosae, 630 nucleotides. RefSeq names its product ctr copper transporter family protein-like protein. Gene Ontology annotation, cellular component: membrane. Gene Ontology annotation, molecular function: copper ion transmembrane transporter activity. Gene Ontology annotation, biological process: copper ion transmembrane transport. The transcript is spliced from 2 exons. The coding region runs from base 1 to 630 and encodes 209 amino acids. The record is from RefSeq and is a predicted model, not a curated record. Lineage: Eukaryota; Fungi; Ascomycota; Dothideomycetes; Pleosporales; Pleosporaceae.